AUGUCAGUGUCUACCAGUUCUAACAUUGGUUUAUCAAGGGCGACCCCUAAUGCCACCUUCAUACCAUCCGCUGUCAUCCUCAAUGGUAUCAGCCUCUUCAUACCAGCCACAUUCUUUUCCUUCUUCUGUAUUCUUUGCAGUCUUUGUAUUAAACUUCUUCUUCUUUGUAUUUUUUGUUCUCAGUUCAUUCUUGUUGCUGAUCAACUUCCAACUGGUCUGAUUGCUUUCAGACAGGUAUGCAAUACUUUCGCCCAAAGAUCGUGUCUCACCGAAACCACUGCCGGACAUAUACGGAGCCUUGUGCAGACCAACAACAAUAUUAAUAACUCAUCCUUUACUCUUCGGGAGGUUUCGAAUCAGAAUCCCAGAUUUCCUUACAUGGUUCGUUUGCUUUCUGCUGAUUCAUUUGCGGUCCCUUUUGCUUUAACUUCCUUCUACUUGCUGUUGGCUUAUUUUUCCCUCUUCUUCCUGUUCAGAGUCUUCCUCUUCGCCAGGGCUGUAUUUGCCUUAUUUCUUAUUAGCAUCACGGCAACUUAUUUUCUAUCUAACCUGACUCUCUUCACUUCCUCUCUCACUGCUUUGAGCAAUUCUAUGAGACGGACUUUAUUGGGGUUUGUAUGUCCCUUCCUCUCUCUCUGUGCCUCUAGCAAUUAUUACUACAUUUAUCUAUUGGGGUCUAUAUUUAUCAUCAGCAGGCGAUCAUUCUCUCUUUAUCCAACCUGUCUUAAUAACUUUCUCAACAGCAGGCGAUCAUUCUCCAUUUAUCCAACCUGGCUCAAUAACUUUCUCAACAGCAGGCGAUCAUUCUCUAUUUAUCCAACCUCAUUUCUCAAAUAUUUAAAUUUACGCACCUGUUUGAUUUUGAUAUCUCCUGAUUUGUAUCUAUCUAUCUAUCUAUCUUGGUGUUUGUAUCUAUUUCAGUGUUUUUGUAUCUAUCUAUCUAUCUAUCUAUCUAUCUAUCUAGCUAUCUAUCUAUCUAUCUAUCUAACUAUCUAUCUAAUUCUUAUAAUUAUCUUUGUCUAUUCAUAUCUAUCUAUCUAUCUCUCUAUCUAUCUAUCUAUCUAUCUAUCUAUCUUACAGGUGUUACGCUUUCAAACACCCUGUAUAAUUAUCUAUCUAUCUAUCUAUCUAUCUAUCUAUCUAUCUCAGUCUGCUCAUAUCUAUCUAUCUAUCUAUCUAUCUAUCUAUCUAUCUAUCUAUAUAAAUCGAUUCUCCCGUCGGGUUCGACGUAUGAGGGUCAAGCAGAUCAGUUUCCAGGAAACUGACAGCCCGACACCGGCACAUGAGAUUCGAUUAUAG
Messenger RNA from Acanthosepion pharaonis, 1299 nucleotides. The record is from the annotation of a GenBank genome assembly. Lineage: Eukaryota; Metazoa; Mollusca; Cephalopoda; Sepiida; Sepiidae.